Meloidogyne enterolobii is the source of this 404-nucleotide messenger RNA. The record is from the annotation of a GenBank genome assembly. Lineage: Eukaryota; Metazoa; Nematoda; Chromadorea; Rhabditida; Meloidogynidae.
GAUAUCUUGGACGAUAUUUACGUCGUAGAAUGGCUGAACAAACAUUAUCUUCAAUUACUACAUCCCUCCCAUCUUCCUCCUUAUCAUUAACUUCUUUGGAUUCUUUGAUUGACUUUCUAAAUCGUUCUCUCUAUUUAAUUAAUGAAUUUAUUGAGAGAACAGCCAAUGGAGGCUCUAAUGUUACUUUAGGGCCUAGAAUAUUAUUGCAAUGUCCAUUAGAUGGAGAUCAAGCCAAAGAAUGGUUUAUUCGUCUUUGGAAUGAUAAAUUAGUUCCUUAUUUACGUAAGGCUGUUAUUGAAGGAAAUAAUCCAAAAUCAGAUUUAAUUGAUUUAACUGAACAAAUUAAAUCAAUAUGGCCUUGGCAAAAUUUUUCUGAAGAAUUAAAACGAAUUGAAAUUAAAUAA